ACUUGUGAUUUUUUUUUUUCAAUGAAUAAAAUUUAGGGUUAGAGGCUCGUGUUGAAAGUGUUGCGCCCAAAGAGCUCUAACAAGACUUACAUUUACCUCACCCGAACUCGAAUCUGCAAUGCUCCAACCCUAGUGAUUACUGAUUACUUGUGAUUUCUUACAUCACCGAUUCCCUUCCAACUCUUAAAAAAUAGUUCUUUUUUCCACAACAAACAAAUGACAUUCAUUUGCAAUAUCUCAGACGACCCAAGUCACUUCUGGUAGUUAGAUUCAAUUGGGGUUCGUUAUGUCGUCGUUACCUGAUUCCUGCGAUUCAAGCUUGCUUCUUUUUCUGCCAGAUGAUGUAUUUGCCAUGGUGUCACGGUUCCUCAAGCCCAGAGACAUUUGCAAUCUCAGUCUCUGCUGCAAGAGUCUCUGCGAUCUUUCAGCUUCUGAAAAAGUGUGGCUCACUCAAUGUGACAUCUUGAACAUCAAAGACAUUGUUGAGUGGAGAGAGGGUGUGUCAUCUUACAAGGCACUUUGCCGUUUUCUUCUGAGUGUUCAACCAUUGCUUGGAACAUGGGUGUAUCAGAAUCCUGAACUUGGUAACCUUGUCUAUGUCAUGCCAGGUUAUGUGUCUGUUUUUGGAUGCAGGGUGGUUCCUCAGGAGAUUGGUUCAUUGGGGAUUCAUGAUGGUCCUAUCCUCUGGUCUGCUGUGUUUGAAGUUAUUGGUGAUUUUGAUGGUUCAGCUGUUUUUGUCCUCCAUGGAAGAGAAGAGGGUGUACAUUAUGUUUGUCUAAGGUCAGUGAAGUACAUAGAUAAAUCUUGCAAUGUUUUGUUGCUUGAGGUUGAGCCCUUGAAGGGUAGUAGCUUAGUAUGCCAAUCGGGUCUGGAGUUCUUAAAGAAGGUUUUUAGGUCAUACAUUGAGCUUUCUAGGCCACAAGGGGCGGUUGGAAAUGAUGAUGGAAUACAGGUUCCCUUCAGUAAGUUGACUUUUACAGAUAGAGGAAUGUUGCUUGAUAUUACAACUAUCCAAGUUCGACAAGAGGUUCCUAACAUGGCAAUGGGACCAUUGUUUACUAGGUCAAGGGAUGAUUAUGAUAAUUUUCAGAAGGAUUUGGUGCUCUCGAGGGAUAGAAGAGUGGCCCUAAUUCAAAUGUACAGGCUCGGGGGUAUUCAGAUUGACAAUAAAUGUACAGGAGAGGGUAUUGCAAAUGGUUAUGGGUUCAACUACCCUGGAUCACAACCCGGUUCCCUCUUUGUAUUUCAAAAUGGUAUCCUUGCCUUCGUUUGGGUAGAUUCAAGUGUUGUUUUGACCUUGCAAAGACUUGACUUGCAAGAACUUUUGAAGAAAGGAGAAAGGAUACCCUCUCUGCCCCCCAUCAACAAUUUUUCAUAUUUGACCAAGUCUUACUCAAAUGUGUUUACAGUCUCUCCUAGCACUUAGUUUUCAUCGAGGUAAAGACAACACCAGUAUAUUAGUGGGUUUGGAGCUUCAUGGUUUUGACAUAAUAGCAGUGCUUCCCAGCGCCAAGAAGUUGGCAUCCCGACGCUUAGGUGUUGGGAAGGCGCAAGCUUAAGCGUCCCCGCGCUCAGGAGAUAUAGAUCAUUAGAUCAUUUCAAUUUUUUGGAAAAAAUCUUUUAGGCACAGAAGGAGGGCAGAUGGAGUUUAUCAGAGGUUUUGGGAGCAAAGGAGGCUAGAGAGCUGGAGCUGAAUCUCAGAAGUGGAAGCACCAACUCCUGAUGUCUUCUACUUUUUUAUACUUUGGUUUUACUUGUUUCUCAUACUUUGUGACUGGCUAAGUUUUUCAUUGUUAGAGGGUGAUUUUACUACUUGAAAUACUUGUUCCAAACACUUUAAUAAUUUAAUAUGCUGCAUUUUAGCUUUGUUAUUGUGCCCUCUCUAGUUUUAAUGAAUCUUUGUCUAUUGGA
Messenger RNA from Lotus japonicus, 1911 nucleotides. RefSeq names its product F-box protein At5g39450-like. The record is from RefSeq and is a predicted model, not a curated record. Gene Ontology annotation, molecular function: protein binding. NCBI's taxonomy places the organism in Eukaryota, Viridiplantae, Streptophyta, Magnoliopsida, Fabales, Fabaceae.